AUAUUUGUCAAAGGUUUGAUUGUUAAACAUCGUUGAGUUCGUCAUAAAAUUUUCAAUCAACACACAUUCACAGUGAACAAUUUUUCAGUUUUUUACAUUUUGGCAAAAAUUGGUAACAAAAUCAAGUUUUCAAAAAAUCGAUUUUCAGAAAUCAAUUUUUGCAUCAAUAUAAAACCAAUGCAUUCGUAGGAUAGCCGCUAGCGUCGCUUUCCUUUAAGACGAGGCCCCUUAAAAUCAAAAUUGUUGAAAGUACCGCGCUCCGUUCGAUCGCGACAAUCUAGACCAGUCCAGUGUUUCCCAGUGGUGUCCUAUUCCAUCAUUUUUGUCCCCCAAGCCACGGAAUCACAACGAAAGCGGCUGAUCUGGUGACAAGAUGUCCUUCGAGGAUCCCAGUUCGGUGGCCGUGGCGUUGCGCGUGCGCCCGUUGGUGCAAUCGGAGUUGGAUCGCGGCUGCCGGAUCGCGGUGGAGCGGUCGACGGAUGGAGCACCUCAGGUCACGGUGAACCGGACUGAGUCGUACACAUACAAUCAUGUCUUCGACAGCGGAGACUCCCAGAAGGAUAUCUUCGAAUCCUGCGUUCAGGCCAAACUGAAGAAGUUUCUGAGCGGCUAUAACGUGACGAUCCUAGCCUAUGGCCAAACGGGCUCCGGAAAAACGUAUACCAUGGGCACUGCCUUCAACGGAGUGCUGGACGAUGAUGUAGGCGUCAUACCACGCGCCGUUCACAACAUAUUCCUUGCCAUCGAGGAAAUGCGGGAGCAAUACCGCUUUGCGGUCACCUGCUCCUUUGUGGAGCUCUACCAGGAACAGUUCUAUGACCUCUUUUCGACGCAAAAGCGCGAAAAGGCCACCGUGGACAUCAGAGAGGUCAAGAACCGGGUGGUCAUGCCGGGCCUCACCGAACUGGAGGUCAAGUCCGCCCAGGAGGUGACCGAACACCUGAUGCGCGGCUCCGCCGGACGGGCUGUGGCCGCCACAGCCAUGAAUGAGACAUCCUCGCGAUCGCACGCCAUCUUCACAUUGACCCUGGAGGCCACCAAGCUGGAUGGCAAACAAUCGGUCACCACAUCCCGGUUCAACCUGGUGGAUCUGGCUGGCUCGGAACGCUGCUCCAAGACCCUGGCCAGUGGCGAUCGCUUCAAGGAGGGCGUCAAUAUCAACAAAGGCCUGCUGGCCUUGGGCAAUGUGAUCAAUGCCUUGGGCUCUAACCAGGCCGCUGGCUACAUACCCUAUCGCCAGUCCAAGCUGACGCGCCUGCUGCAGGACUCCCUUGGCGGAAACUCCAUCACCCUGAUGAUCGCCUGCGUCAGUCCGGCGGACUACAAUGUGGCCGAGACGCUGAGCACCCUGCGCUACGCGGAUCGGGCCCUGCAAAUCAAGAACAAGCCAGUGGUCAAUGUGGAUCCGCAUGCGGCAGAGGUCAAUAGGCUGAAGGACAUCAUUCAGAAGCUGCGUGUGGAACUUUUGGGGGGCGGCAAGAUGACCAGCUCCAUAUCCAGUGCAGUUGGAGACGCCGGCCUGGGGCCACUUCCCACCGAUGAGUCGUUUACUGGCUCCAUGGCCAGUGCUGCGGAGAAUAAACGCCUCAGGGAGCAAGUGCGCAGCCAGAAGGAUCAGAUUAAGAAACUGCAGCAGGAGCUCCACCACACAUUGGUCGAUCUCACCGAGAAGGAGAUGCGUGCCCACAUCGUCGAGCAGGCUCACGAUAAAAUCCGCAGCCAAGUGCUGCAGCUGAAGGGCAAACUGGAUCCGCAGCAGGACGCAGUCGGAGAUGCGGAUGGCCAGCAUCAACUGCGGGAGAUCAGCCAACUGAUAGAGCUGGUGGACAACGAGUUCCAGCGCACCCAGGCAGAACUGGAGUCCCAGGGCCAGGAGACAAUCCACCAGCAGCAGCUCACUGCCGACAGUGGCCACUCGCAUUCCGAAAGGGACGAGAACGGCGGCCCCACCAGUGGCGGCGAUGAAGUCAACGAAAUGCUGCAAUCCCACUCAGAGGAGUUCACUAACAAGCAGCUGAACUUCGCUGGCGAACUGCGCAGCAUCAACCGCCAGCUGAAUAUCAAACAGGAGCUGCACGAGCGCAUCACUCGCAACUACAGCCAGCUGGAGGACGGGAACGAGGAUGCCAAGCUGCGUGAGUGCAACCAGAAGAUCGAUGACCUGGAGGCAGAGCGGCGUAACCUCAUGGACCAACUGCGCAACAUGAAGAGCAAGGAGACCUCGGCAAAAAUUGCCGAGGAGCGACGCAAGCGUUUGCAGCAGUUGGAGCAAGAGAUCUCCGAUUUGCGCCGCAAGCUGCUCACCCAGGCCAACAUGCUCAAGAUGCGGGAAAAGGAGCGCGAGAAGAUCCAGAAUCUGAGCGGCGAGAUCCGGGCCAUGAAGGAGUCUAAGGUGAAACUGAUACGGGCAAUGCGUGGCGAGUCCGAGAAGUUCCGCCAAUGGAAGAUGCUGCGCGAAAAGGAGCUCACCCAGCUGAAGAGUAAGGACCGCAAGAUGCAGUCGGAGAUUGUGCGCCAGCAGACGCUGCACACCAAGCAGCGGCAGGUAUUGAAGCGCAAGUGCGAUGAGGCCUUGGCGGCCAACAAGCGCCUGAAGGAGGCCCUCGAACGGCAGGCCUCGGCGCAGGCCCAGCGGCACAAGUACGCCAAGGAUCAUGGAGGCUCUGGCUCUGGCUCCACCGCUGCCCACUCGAUGAAGACCGACAGCUGGGUGGACCGCGAGGUGGAGAUCAUACUCUCACUGAUCGAUGCGGAGCACAGUUUGGAGCAACUGAUGGAGGACCGGGCGGUGAUCAACAAUCACUAUCAAAUGAUGCAGCAGGAGAGGCCCAACGAUCCGGCCGAGGCCCAGGCGCAGGCCCGCCUGCUGGCCAAUCUCGAGGAGGAGCUCGAGAUGCGCAACGCCCAAAUUGCCGAUCUGCAGCAGAAGGUCUGCCCCACCGAUCUGGAUAGUCGCAUUCGCUCCGUGGCCGAGGGAGUCCAAAGCAUUGGCGAGUCCCGGCUCGUUAACAAGCAGCUGCUCAAGACCUUGGUGCAGCAGCGACGCCAGCAGGUGCUUGGCCGCACCGCCUUGAAUGAGCAGCGUUCGCAGCUGCUGGAGGCCCAGGAGCAGCAGUUGGCUGCCAGCACACGUCUCCGUUUGGCCCAAGCCGAGCACGAGGAGCAAAUGCUGGCCCUACAGCGCGCCUACGAGGAGAAGGUGGCCGUUCUGAUUAGGACGGCCAACCAGAGAUCAGCCGAAUGCCAGCCACCAGCGGCGGUGGAGCAGCAACGCCAGCAGAUCCUCGAAGAACUGCUUAGCAGCCGAGAGGCACUGCAGCAGGAGCUGGACACGCUUAAAGCCAAUACCAAGUCGAAGGCCAGGGUACCGAAAGUUGAACCCCAGGAUGCCGACGAAAGUGUAAUGCUGGUGGAGGACAACGAACUAAGCAUUCUCGACAGCGAUAGCGAUCCCGAGUGGAAGCCCCUAACGUCCAAAUACAAGACACGCCAGACGACCUCCAACCGCAAUCUGUCGCAGCAGCCCCAGGCGACGAUGCCCAGAGAUGACCAGGAUGCCAGUGCCACGUCGGCCGGCAAUGCAUCCACCCAAUCGCUGAACUCCACACAGGUCUCGGAGGAGGGCAAACGCGGCAGGGGCUGCAAGUGUCGCACCAGGUGCAACUCCAGGCGAUGCGGCUGUUUCGUGGGCAGCAUUGUAUGCGCCGAGGGCUGCGUCUGCAAGGGGCGCUGCCACAAUCCAAUCAAUCUCGGGCAACAGCCGCCGCCGGAAAACGCCAAGGGUGACGAUAGCCACUCAUUAAUGGCUAUGGAAAUCAAGGAGAACGACGAGGAGGACGUUGUGAUGGCCGACAAUGCUGAGGAUGAGCCCGACAAUGCUGAGGAUGAGCCCGACAAUGCUGAGGAUGAGCCCGACAUUGCUGAGGGUGAGCCCGACGAGAAGGCGGCCAAGGAGAACGUGGUUGCGUUCUCCACGCCCGAUAUGCUCAGCCAGGCGGUGGACUCGCCACAGCAAUCGCUGCUCGAUCAGAAGAAUCAAUCCACGCCGCUCGCCAGUGGGAACGGCGGAGUGGUUGUGGGAGAGGAGGACUUUGAUGGGCCCAAGUUAACAAGAAUGUCGGGAUUAGCGUUUGCCACGCCCAGACGGAAGUUCUUUUGAUAUGGCAAGGAAGCGAAAUGCAAGCAUCACUCAUCUGGAUGUGGAUGGGCAGAACUGGGAAACGCAAGUGGACCGGCAGCAGGAUGGAAUCCCCAUAUAGCUAGAUUAGAGUCAUUUUUAUCAUAUGUUAUUGUUUAGCAAAUGCUCAUCUACCAGAGCUGCCAGAGUCCACCAUCCAACCAAGACUGUAUUUCUUGUACAUGUUUUAUAGUAAUUAACAAUAUAGCAGCAUCCAAUAAUCUGCACCACUUCAUUUUUGGGUGAUCUAAAUGGAUUUUCGACUGCAGCGCGCUGGUAACUUUGCAGAAUCCCAUCCAUUCAGUUAGAAAUCGUCGCAUAAUUUUUACCUAUUUAUUUAAGCCAAGCUGUUGGUCCUAUAUAUAAUUUUUUGUUUUGUAAGAAGUACGUUAGAAUUCUGCUCUUCUCAUUAAAAGGCAAGUCUAGUAACAUAACCUUCUAGUUUGUGUACUAUUUUAGAAGAAAAAGGACUAUACUUUGCAGCGUAUGCACCAUUACGAGAGAGAUGGGUAUAUUAGGUAUACAGAGAUCUACCAAAAUAUAUGUUUUGUAUGCAGUGGAACUAAUUCCUUGAGGAUAUAUAUUUUUUAAAGAAUAC
This is a messenger RNA of Drosophila gunungcola (fruit fly), 4775 nucleotides long. It is a transcript of the gene Klp3A, whose product is annotated as chromosome-associated kinesin KIF4. NCBI's taxonomy places the organism in Eukaryota, Metazoa, Arthropoda, Insecta, Diptera, Drosophilidae. Gene Ontology annotation, molecular function: microtubule motor activity; microtubule binding; ATP binding. Bases 374 to 4159 code for a protein of 1261 amino acids. The transcript is spliced from 7 exons. The record is from RefSeq and is a predicted model, not a curated record. Gene Ontology annotation, biological process: microtubule-based movement; mitotic spindle organization.